This is a messenger RNA of Oncorhynchus mykiss (rainbow trout), 4948 nucleotides long. Its product is annotated as leucine-rich repeat-containing protein 38. Gene Ontology annotation, cellular component: voltage-gated potassium channel complex. The record is from RefSeq and is a predicted model, not a curated record. Gene Ontology annotation, molecular function: potassium channel activator activity; transmembrane transporter binding; voltage-gated potassium channel activity. Lineage: Eukaryota; Metazoa; Chordata; Actinopteri; Salmoniformes; Salmonidae.
UCACUCCUCCCCUUAUUCCCUCAAAGCCAGCAGGCUGCUAUUCGAUACAGACGGCUUGCUACAUGAUCUCCUGGAAAACACUGUUCCGCAUCUCUCUUGCCACUCGAUGGCCAGGCCUUUGUAGAUUAUACACCAAGCGGAAGAGAGAUGCCAGCGCCAGGACAUUGACUCCUUUCCUCCUUCUGCUUCCCCCUCCCCUUCCUUAAUCUCCCACCUCUUGAUCUCUACCCACCCCCCGUGCCCUCUCCUGUCCUGUGCCCCCUUCCUCCCAACCUCCCCCUCCCCUACCCUACCUAAAGUCCUACUCUCCCUCUUACCCCCUUGACAAUGUUACCAUGCAUUAACUGGCUUCAGCCUUUCCUUGCCUUGCUCUCUUCCACCUUGCUGACUCGGGGCCACAACUGUCCGUCCAGCUGCCUGUGUCCAGACCACCACACCGUGGACUGCCAGGGCCAAGGUCUCACCCGCCUCCCAAGCCCCAUCCCCCUGGAUGUCCGGCGCCUCCUGCUCUCUGACAACUGGAUUCCCUUGAUCCCCUCGGAUUUCCUGGUUCUGUACAGUGACCUGGUCUACCUGGACCUGAGGAAUAACUCCCUGUCUGGGCUGGAGCCUGGCACUCUCAGCACAUCGUCCCGCCUGGUCUUCCUGGACCUGGGCAGCAACAACCUGACAGAGAUCCAGUCAGAGACCUUUGGAGAGUCCAGGAGCCUGAUUAAGUUGCGGCUGGGGAACAACCCCUAUCUUAGCCAGGUGGAGGAGGACGCUUUCCUGGGUCUCACCUCGCUGCGGGUGCUGGAGCUGGAGCGAAACGGCCUGCAGGGGCUGGACGUGGGGGUGCUGGAGCCUUUAACCUCACUCCGGGUGCUGCGCCUGGAGGGCAACCCCUGGGUGUGCAACUGUCACUUUGCUAAACUCUUUGUGUGGCUGAUGGAGAACCGCCACAAGCUUCCAACGGGUAUGGAAGGGUUGGAGUGCUCCCUCCCCAUGGACGGGAGUCUUAUGUCCCUGAGUCUGCUCUCUGAGGCCAGUUUCCGGGAGUGCCGGGGCUACCUCUCCCUCACGGAUAUCCUCAUAGUCAUCUUCUCGGGGAUCUCCGUCUCUGUGGUAGCCAUCAUAGCCAGUUUCUUUCUGGCCUCUAUGGUCCACUGCUUCCAGCGCCUGGGCAAAGCCGGUCAGGCAGACGAGGAGGAGGGCAACGACUGAGAGAGAGAAAGAGCGUGAUCUGGGACCAGAUUCAGUGUCACUGCAGGCAUUGCAGACCCUGACUACAUACCUUGUAAGAGGGCCAGGAAGAAGGGCAGGAAAAUGGAAGAGUAAGUCAAGGACAACAAGGGAGUAUUUGGCCCAGGAAUUGGGCUAAAAGGCUCUUACCAUGUGAAUUCCUGCUCGCCGCAUUGGUGGCAGUCAGAGGCACACCAGGAGGGGUGCUAGGGCAGUGGGUUAAACUGUACGCUUGAAUAAUACAAAUGUUUUCUUAGCACUGCCUUAGUGUACACAGCCUUACUACCUUACUUUGGAGAGAUCCUCCAGCAUUCCCUUGAAAUCGUAGUACUAUAUUUGGGCUGUACUUUAAAUCUAACAUGAGGUAAAAUUACUUGCACCACUCUUUCAAAGAGGACUAUUCCUCUGCUGCAGGUUCUUUGAGAUCUGGGUUGAGCUGAGAGGUAAAAGGGCAGAGAGGAGGACAAGGGACAGGCACACUGGAGUCUAAUACAUAACUAUGUCCAUUGCAGUGAUUUGAGUAGCAACCUACUUAACCUCUGUUUACCAAAGAGCAGGCUGAAUGAGAAGAUUCUAUUGUUACAAUAUAGAACACAGAAACUGGAUAGCGUGAGCAAUCAACAUGGAUGUUACACUAAACUGUGACACAAACUCUCAAAUGCAAAAUCAAGUAAAUAUGGAGGAUGUUGUUACAAUAUCUGUUUUUGGAGCACAAAUGUAGCCUGACUAUGUUUGGCGAGACAACGCCCUAAGGAGUUGGCAAGAGAGCACAAACAGUCUGUUACUUAGGCUAGCACAAAUGUAAUAUUGGUUAAAAAACAAUCACACAUUAGGUACAGUAUACUGUAUAGAACAAUAUGCUAAAAUAACCUGCCAUUUAUGACCCACAAAUGUAACUAUGGAAAUAAUUAGAUUAUACAGCUUGUACUGUAAGUGGACCAAUGUAUUUUCCUGUUUCAGGCAUAAUUAUUUUAUUUAUUUUUUACAUUUGAACAAAAGGUUUAUAGUGAUACUGAAGCUUUUGUUGAUGUUUUGUUUUUUUUUUUUUUUUUUUUUACAAAUUAAGUCUUCUCUUGUUUGUAUGGGGAUUUCACAUGGUAACAGUAUUGUCACAUCGGCAAAGACUCUAAUUCCAAGCUAGGAGGGCUAAGGUAAAAAUUAAUUCAGUGUUUUGUCGUCUUGAUCAUCCUUGAUGUUUGGGCCUUCCAGCCAUUUCCUGUGUCGGCCUUUAUAUCCUCAAUAGACCAGCAGCUAGUAGCAGCCAGGUGAAAUUGAUGAAUGAAUGCUAUAGGUCAAUGAUGUCACGUGUAUUGUUUGGCGAAGAGAAUAGUGAAACAACUGGUAGAUCAUAAAUGAAAACCAGCAUGGUCACAGAUGCUUCAAGACCUGAGUUUUGAGCGGGUGUCCACCUGUCUCACUUACGUUGCUUCAGUCAAACUGUAUCUGUCUCUGGCGCUUGUAACCCACCAAUGAGAUUUGCUGGCGCUUGCAACCCACCAAUGAGAUUUGCUGGCGCUUGCAACCCACCAAUGAGAUUUGCUGGCGCUUGCAACCCACCGAUGAGAUUUGAGAUCCCAAAAACAGAUGAAAGGGCUUUUUUUUUCUGUCAUGAUGCACCAUAACAAACACCUUGAAAAGAUAAUCAAGGGGUUGCAAAGUGCAAUAUAACAAAAAUGUAAAGAGAUAAAAUAAAGUGGUAAAAUGCACACACUAACUUUGCUUUAAAACUUUGAUUUCACAUACCUGUCUUGUUUCUUUGAAUGAAGACAUCGGUCAAAUAUAUUAGUAUUUUAUUGAUUUAACUCUUAUAUAACAAGGUGUCUUAAUGGAGAACCAAUUCUCAUUUGCAAUAAUAACCUUUUGGAACGAGAAACACCCUGCUACGCAUGUGUAAUGUAAUGGUAUUUAUCUCUGUCAAACAAAACUUUCACAUGUCAACACGGAGCACCUCUUUCACAUGCAACACAACCUAUAUAUGGUUGAAAAAAUCCCACUUCCGUUGUAUUGUUUGAAAUUGUGGCCUGUAGAAAUGUCCUAUUUCUCUAGUCCAGUCUCAUGGAUGUAUACCCACAGACAGUGGCAUCUUACAGAGAAGAGCAGAUGUCCCUGUCCAACCAAAGGAUCCCAUAUGUGGCCAAUAGGGUUGACCUUUACUCUCAAUGAAAUCUGUUUGUUUCGGUCCAAUAAUCACAGCUCCCAUAAUGCUACAGCUGGCAUCCAUAUCCCACGCCAUAGAACAGAGAGGUGAGGAUGGAAGGGCACCCUCAUUGUUAUUUGGCAUGUGGUCAUCAGAUUUGUUUACCCUACGAAUAUAGAGUAUAUUCUUAUUUGUGUUAUAAUACAGUAAAAUUGGCAGACUAUCUGAGAUAAUACGCAAUAGAGAUAACCACUGUCAUACCAGCUACAUCACUGUCUAGGUUCUGUUUGAUAGGAUAACACAACACUGUCCUGUUAUUGUUCUGAUGGUAAUAUUUUUCUUUAAAACGUUUAUUUAUAUCAUGUAUUUGUAUGUCCUUGUGGACCUUAAUGAUGUUAUACACGCUGAAAUAGUGCCUCGUGCACUGGGAGUCAGCAUGCUGUUAGAAAGUGUCGGGGAAGGGAGAUGAACAAUACUGUCUUGUGUGCUGUAAAACAACUGGAUGGCAUAGAGUUGAAGCCUGUGGGCACGGCACACACAAACAAAGGGAACGGAUGAACAGCGGGGUGUUGAGUCAGAACAGAACUCCGACUCCAACACGCCACUGAUGAAGAUCAGAGUGGAGGGAUGGUGAGCCAUUCUGCCAGUGCCUCCCUCCUCAUCCUUUAUGCCGUGCAGUCAGCUGAGCCACCAUACAGAGUGGACAGAAGUAGGAUGAGAGCGGAGGAGGGGAAGGAGGAUUUUCGGGAAUGAGGAUUUUCCCUCCACUGAAUUCCGGUUGUCGCCAUGGUUACAUGGCUGGAGGCCAGUUCGGGUUGGAAGCCGAAACUGCCACAGAGAGGAAGAGAUUUCAAAAUUGCUACGUCACUGCUCGCUCUUUCUCUCUCCCCCGUCUACUACAUUGAGACGGAAAUAACAAACAGCUGAAUUAUACAAUAGCAUUAUAAUUCUGAUGCCAAACACUUGUGCAAGUGAGACACAACUUCACUCAAUCGAAUGCCUCAAUGUUACACCCUCUGAGGAUGGAUGCAUGUAAACCAAUACCAUCCCUGUCACGUGUCCAAUGAUCCACAUCUACUUAAUGUGGCUUACCCUGCAGAGAUAACUGCGGUGGCCUGCAGGGUCAAAAAUAUGUAGAGAACAUAGGAAGUAAUACUACACCUUGCGUGAGUUGAACAUUCUGAAUAAUUGAACAGCAGCUGAACAGUAUGAAUAAUUUCUCUGUGGUCCACAAAAGGGAUUAGAGUGACAGAGGUCCAUGACCACGUUGACUGCCACAGCACCAAUAAGGGACAAACGACUUGGAACCAGUUCAAAUCUAGAAAUCCAGCGAUAAAGAUAGUGGCAUUAUGGUGCCAAUGACUGAAAUCAGUGGUUAGAACUGGAAGAAACCAAAACACCGGAGUACCACACAACAAUUGUAUGUAUGGGGCACAGAGAUGAGGUAGUAAUUUGAAAAUCAUGAUAAGAACUACUAUUGCACACAGAGUCCAUACAACUUAUUAUGUGGGUUAACAAAGGGGUUGACUACUUGUUGACUCAAGACAUUUGAGCAUUACAUUUUUUAUGAAUAUGUAAAAAUUCUGAAAA